Diabrotica balteata is the source of this 3956-nucleotide messenger RNA. NCBI's taxonomy places the organism in Eukaryota, Metazoa, Arthropoda, Insecta, Coleoptera, Chrysomelidae. The record is from the annotation of a GenBank genome assembly.
GCGUUUUACAAAGUUAUUCGUACGUGAUGUUAGUCUAUUUAUUUUAAUAUGGAUUCUACUAAAAAGUAUGUGAAUCCAUCUCCAGAAGAGAAAGCUAGUCUUUUGUCGAAGAUUUUUCAUUGGUGGUUUAUACCAUUUUUUAAAUUUGGAUAUUACAAUGAUAUCGAUAUGAGACAUGUAUAUAAUACAACAACCUCCGACUUAUCAGAGAGACUUGGAGACGCCUUGGAAAGAAAUUGGAAGCAUGAACUUAAAAAAGCUAGUAACAAUAAGAAAAAACCAAGCUUAAAAAAAGCUAUCUGGCGGACAUUUUGGAAACCUAUUUCUGUUACUGGUAGUAUCACAUUUUCCAACUACAUGGUUACACGUUUGGCACAGCCUGUUUGCUUAUCAAAAUUUAUUGGUUUCUUUAAAACAGACGAACCAAUUUAUUAUGGUUGGAUAUGGGGAGUGAGUAUGAUCGUAUUAAUGUAUAUUAAUACUAUCUUAUAUCACUUAAACAGCUUCUUAACCCAACGUGAUGGUAUGAGAAUACGUAUUGCAGUAUGUUCCAUCAUGUAUAGAAAACUCCUAAAAUUAAACCAUGGUUCACUUAGCAAAAUAAGUACUGGGGAAUUAGUGAACCUUCUUUCCAACGAUGUUCAAAGAUUUGAUUUAGCUUUUGAGUUUCUACAUUUUAUCUGGAUUGCUCCGUUUUUUUUCCAUUGCCAUUUUUUAUAUUUUGUACCUGUACGUUGGCUUGAUUCCUACAAUAGCUGGAUACAUUGUUAUACUACUGCAAGCUAUUCCUUUACAGGGUUUCAUUUCCAAACUACUUGGAAAAUUACGAUUUCAAGUUGCUGAGAGAACUGAUAAAAGAAUAAAAAUUAUGAAUGAAAUAACUUCCGGAAUGAAAGUUAUAAAAAUGUAUGCUUGGGAAAAACCCUUUGAAAAAGUUGUCCAACAAGCCAGAAAGAUAGAAAUUAAUACGAUAAAAAAAUCUGUUUUUGCAUUUGCUAUUAUAUGUGCAAUGGGUAUAUAUACAGAUCGCAUCAUUCUUUACUUAACUUUAAUUCCAUAUGUAUAUUUAGGCUCGGAUUUAAGUGCGGAUACUGUAUACUUUGUAGCGAGAUUGAAUAAUGAACUUCAAGGAGUGGUAACUAUAUUUUCUCCGAGAGCUUUCUCCUUCUCUUCUGAAUGCAUAUCAUCUAUAACUAGGCUCGAAAAUUUUCUCAUGCUUGAUGAGCUUCAGGUGGACCAAUUAGGAAAUCAAGAUUCACAUUUAAUUCAAUUAGGGAAUAUUACUCUCCGAAACGCAACAUCUACUUGGAAACAAAUGAAUAUAGUACCGACAAUAUCAGAUAUUAACUUGCAUAUUACACCUGGGAAACUUUGCUGUGUGGUGGGUAAAGUGGGAUCAGGUAAAUCUAGUCUUCUACAAAUAUUGACAAAGGAGUUACCUUUAUUAAAUGGCGAGAUGAAUAUUACGGGAAAAGUAUCUUAUGCUUCGCAAGAACCUUGGUUAUUUGCAUCAAAUGUGAAAAGUAAUAUACUAUUUGGUAAACCACUUUUAAAAGACAGAUACCAAGAAGUCGUCAAAGUCUGCUGUCUUGAACAAGAUUUUAUACAACUCCCUUAUGGAGAUAAAACUUUAGUAGGUGAGAGGGGAACUUCACUAAGUGGAGGUCAAAAAGCAAGAGUAAGCUUGGCCCGAGCUGUGUAUACGGAUGCAGAUAUUUAUUUAUUUGACGAUCCGCUUUCAGCUGUGGAUACUAAUGUGGGAAAGCGCUUGUUCGAAUCCUGUAUAAUGCAAUACUUACGUGGAAAAACUAGAGUUUUAGUGACUCAUCAACUUCUGUUUUUAAACAAAGCUGAUCUUAUUGUUGUGAUGAAGGAUGGAAAAAUAGAAAAAGUAGCUAAACCCAGCGAGUUUACUGAGAGCGAGUUAAAUCUAAUACAAAAUGAUACUUAUACGACUGAAAAAGAUAAUAAAUUAGAUGAUCUUAAAAUUGAAAAAAUCGACUCAAUUAUGUACGAAUCUAGUGAAUCGAUAAAGGACUCUGUUGAUGAUGAAGAUCCACAAGAGACUGAUGAGUUAAUGGAAAAGGGUAUUAUUCCCACAUCAACCUAUUACAAGUUUUGGCGUUGUGGCAUAGGAUUAUGUUUUUUAAUAUUUGUUUUCCUUAUGUUCGUUAUAUCGCAAAUUGUAACCAAUUCUCUUGAUCUUUGGGUAUCCUAUUGGAUUGCAACUGAAGAAAAGGGAUAUCUUACUUUCAACACUACACUGGAUUCUAAUGCAACUGCAUCGUAUCCUGCAGAAGCGUCGAAUAAAACGAAAUAUAGACUAUUUUUCAUUUUUAUAUAUUCCGGCUUACUGGCCCUUACUGUCAUAUUGGUUACAUGGAGAAAUAUUAUAUUCGUUCAGGUUUAUAUGAAAUCUGCCAAAGCUCUACACAAUAAUAUGUUUAAGCAUAUUCUUCGAGCUCCAAUGAGAUUUUUCGAUACUAAUCCUUCAGGUAGAAUUCUCAAUAGAUUUUCAAAAGAUAUGGGAACUGUAGAUGAACUUUUACCACGUCUUACGAUUGACGCUAUACAAAUUGUACUGGUAACGUGUGGUGUUUUUGUAAUGGUGUUUAUAGUAUCCCCAUGGAUGAUAAUUCCAUCGCUUGUAGUGAUUCCUUUAUAUUACCUACUAGGAGUAAUUUAUUUAAAAGUUGGUCAUACUUUAAAGAGACUAGAGGGAGUUGCUAAUUCUCCAAUAUUUUCGUAUUUAUCUGCAUCGUUAAACGGAAUUAAGACAAUCAGGUCUUCUAAUGCUGAAAAGAUGCUUAUUUCAGAGUUUGAUUCCUUAAAAGAUCAACACACCAGUACUUUUUUUUCGUUUUUAGUGAGUAGUGUAGCACUUGGAUUGUAUUUAGAUCUAUUAAGUUGUACUUUUAUAACAUUUAUUUCAGCCCAAUUUCUUCUGUUUAAACACGAUAUAGGUAGUAGUUAUGUCGGCUUAGUUAUAACUCAAUGUUCUUUAUUAAAUAUUAUGAUUCAAUUUGGAAUUCGUGCAAGCGCAGAGCUUUCAAGUAAUAUGAUAAGCGUUGAAAGGAUUUUACAAUAUACAAAGCUGGACACAGAAGGCCCAUUUGAAUCACUGCCAACUAAGAAAGCUCCUAAAAAUUGGCCAGAUAAAGGGCAAAUUUCAUUUAAAGAAAUGUACUUAAAAUACGCGCCGGAACAGUCGCCUGUUUUGAAAAAUUUAAACUUUGAAAUAAAAUCUGGAGAGAAGGUUGGAGUAGUGGGUCGAACUGGUGCAGGGAAAUCAAGUUUAGUUUUCGCAUUAUUUAAACUUGCCCCAAUAGAAGGAUCAAUUUUUAUAGACGGGAUAAAUAUUUCAGAUCUAGGGUUAAAUGAGCUAAGGAUGAAUAUUUCUAUUAUCCCUCAAGACCCAGUUCUAUUUUCGUCCACAGUGAGAUAUAAUUUAGACCCCUUUGAGAAACACUCUGAUGAAAUUUUAUGGAAGGCUUUAGAAAAUGUACAACUUACAAGUGUUAUUCAUAAUUUAAGUCAGCUUAUUACUAAAGGGGGUUCCAACUUUAGUGCAGGUCAAAGACAAUUGAUUUGCCUUGCAAGAGCGAUUGUUCGUAAUAAUAAAAUUCUUGUCAUGGAUGAGGCAACUGCGAACGUAGACAUGCAAACUGAUACUCUUAUUCAAGAAACUAUCCGUGAAAGGUUUAAAGACUGCACCGUUAUAACUAUUGCCCAUAGAUUAAAUACAAUUAUGGACUCUGAUCGAAUUUUGGUGAUGGACGCUGGUGAAAUGAUGGAAUUUGAUCAUGCAUUUAAACUUUUAGAAAAUUCCAAAGGAUACUUCAGUAAAAUGGUAGACGAAACAGGAUUAACAAUGAAACAAACGCUAAGGGAAAUGGCAAAGAAUGACUAUCAAGCAAAAAAGAAAAAUAUCGAAAAUAUUUCGUAAUGUAAUAUUU